UAGCUUGCUUCUUAGUCAACACAUUCCUUUACACCGUGCGUGUUUCCAAGCUCGUCUUAUAACUGAAAUGCUUCAAGGCCACUUGAUUUUGUUAUUUUGUGUGCUCAUCAAUAGUUGUGUUUAUUGCCAGUUAUACCAGGGGCAUGCUGAAGAACAAAAUAUUCACGCAAAUCAGCGCUCGUCGCUAAAAGGUUAUUUUGGUAAUAGCUGGCGACGACAGGUUUUAGGUGGUAACUCGGAAGUACCGAUCCUAACCAACAACACCGUUUCUCCUACCAGUCUUACUGGAAUGUCAAGUGCUGAUGUGGAAGAUGUUGGAACACGCGAUGGAAAAUUUUUUUCGCUGUUUACGGUCGUGAAAUUUGCCAAUGACGACUGCACAACUGCAGCUAAUGAAAACGGUACCUGUUACUCGGCAUCCGAGUGCAGCGCUAGGGGUGGAAUGUCCAGUGGGUCUUGCGCCGGUGGAUUUGGUGUCUGCUGCACUUUUUCUUACACCUGUGGCCAAACGACGUACCAGAAUUCUUCAUAUUUUUCAAACAUUAAUUAUCCUUCGAGCUAUGAUGGCACAGGAUCAUGUCAACUUACAGUGAACAAGGUAUCAAACAACGUGUGUCAGCUAAGAUUGGACUUUUUUGUAAUGGUCCUGAUACAACCUGAAACGAACGAUAGCAACUGCAACCGAGAUCAGUUUAUUGUUACAGGUGGAAGUCGCGUACCAGCCAUUUGCGGGACAAAUAAUGGGCAACACAUGUACAUCGAAACUGGAUUGCUCGGGAAUAGUCCGAUUACGUUGACGGUGGUUACAAGUGGAACCGGCUUUGCUCGUCAAUGGAGGAUAAAAGUGACCCAGAUGAAUUGCGAUUCUAUCAGCAGAGCUCCAAACGGUUGCCUGCAAUACUUCACGGGCGUGUCAGGUACGAUACGAUCGUUCAACUAUGAUGGAACUUCCGGCCGCCAACUUUCAAAUCAAGAUUACAGCAUAUGCAUCCGUACUGAAAGCAAUUUUUGCAGUAUCGCAUAUAACGUAUGUGCCGGUGGAGUGUAUUCUAUUACUGGUCCCACCGGAGGCUCGGCUACUGCUCAAGGAACACCAAUUGGAGCAUUGGUGGGGGCUACUACGUGCAAUACAGAUUGGCUUACUAUUCCGUGUGCUUCCGAUAAUGGUCGAACAAUCCAAAGAGGAAAUACUAUAUGCCAAGAUCGCUUGUGCGGAGAUGCAUUCGCUUCGGUGGUUCAGGCUACCAGUGGGACUGUCAUCACCAGCGUACGGCCCUUCCAAGUCACCGUUCACUUCGAUGCUUUUGAGGCGAUCGUGCCAACAUCGGUGACUAACGUUCAAGGACAAUUCAAUAACCGAGGAUUUUGCCUUAGUUAUAUCCAACAACCAUGCACUUCAUAAUCCCCUCCCAACAAAAAAAGAAUAAAAAUAACAAUAAAUUUAAUUUAAAGAAUCAAAUUUGGCUCUAGAUGCAUCUAGAAACAAAAUUGACAAACAAUAAUGUAGAAUUUACUGGCCUAUUUUCAUUAAAUAGUAUAUGUGAUUAAUAAAUCGCACUUAUUAACUGUC
This is a messenger RNA of Daphnia carinata, 1570 nucleotides long. RefSeq lists its product as uncharacterized. The coding region runs from base 68 to 1402 and encodes 444 amino acids. The record is from RefSeq and is a predicted model, not a curated record. The transcript has 7 exons. NCBI's taxonomy places the organism in Eukaryota, Metazoa, Arthropoda, Branchiopoda, Diplostraca, Daphniidae.